AUAAAAACCAAUGUUGUUCGACUUUAAAGGACCAUUUUCUCUACUGAGCCAGGAGCGUAUUGACGACGUAUCUUCGAGGUCAAAAUGUCUUUGAGUGGAGUACUGAAGAAUACCAGUGAAAACUUGGAAAUAUAUAACGAAUGGGAUUAUUUAUGGGUACGAACAGGCUUUCCUCUAGCGUUUGCUAUUACAGUUGCAAACUCCAUCGCACUUGCAGUUUUCGUAAAGAAGACAUUUCUUGUCAAGAAGUCCAGUUACCUCCUGGUGAACUUGACCGUCGCAGAUUUACUGGUUGGAAUUUCUGGCAUUGUUCAUGGUGCUUUCAUAUUGUCCUCUUCUCAACCAGAUAGCUUGACUUUAAUGGCCGUAACUGCAUUGUUUUCUUUUGCAUCAAUUCUUUCUCUAACUGUUAUAUCUCUUGAAAGAGUGGUKGCAGUCUUCUGGCCAUUUCAUCAUCGCCUUGCUAAGUCAGCUCAUUAUUUCCUUGUCAUAGCAGUUGUGUGGUUUUUUACAGUCACUCAAGUAAUACCUAUAUUUCUUAUUCAUCAUUUUCCCCAAUUUUUCGAUAUCAAACAAUUUUUGCCCUAUAUACGUGGUUGCAUAAUACUUCUUCCCGCGGCGUCACUUGCCAUUAUUGUCUUCUCAUAUCUCUCUAUUUGGGUUAAACUGAAAUUCUUCACCAAGUUUCGUCACUGCAGAACAAUCCAAGAGAACAGUAAAUUAAGCAAAACGCUCUUUAUAGUGACUGUCGUUUCACUAGCCACUUGGUUGACGAUACUUGUCAUACUUGCCCCAAAUCGUGUUGCCUUCCAUCAACCUUCCCACCCCACACAAAACAUGCAGAGACAUGUGCCUUCCAAAAUUCAAAAGAUUCAUGUGUGUAUGUCCUCGAGGGAACACAAAUGGAUGUGA
Actinia tenebrosa (Australian red waratah sea anemone) is the source of this 912-nucleotide messenger RNA. RefSeq lists its product as uncharacterized. The record is from RefSeq and is a predicted model, not a curated record. NCBI's taxonomy places the organism in Eukaryota, Metazoa, Cnidaria, Anthozoa, Actiniaria, Actiniidae.